Eruca vesicaria subsp. sativa (arugula) is the source of this 866-nucleotide messenger RNA. NCBI's taxonomy places the organism in Eukaryota, Viridiplantae, Streptophyta, Magnoliopsida, Brassicales, Brassicaceae. The record is from the annotation of a GenBank genome assembly.
CAAAGAACCAACGAACCAUCGUUGAAUCUCAUACCAAAUCAUUUUCUCCAAUUUAAUUUAUAUAAACACUUAAUAUUUCAUCUAUCAACCCAAGUAGAUGAAGAAAUGGCGAGCUUGAGCACGAGUUUGCUCGGGAAAAGACGAAUGUCCAAGUCCAAGGCACAAGAUAAAACAAAAAACACUGUGUUGUGUAAGAUGCACCCAAAGCACAGGCAAUCACCUGGUGUAUGCUCUCUCUGUCUCCACGAGAGGCUCUCUAUCUUUAUCAAAGCAACUUCCUCUUCUUCUUAUUGUUCUUUACGUUUACGAAAAGCCCGUCACAUCAUAUACUCUUCCUCAACAACUUCUCUGUCCUCCUCAUCAACUGUCUCUUCUUGUCCUUCUCCUCUUGUGGAUCGCCGAUGCUACUUGUUGAUGGCUGGAGGCAGCGGCCGAGAAAAAAGGAGUUUAUGGAUGACGAAAAGCGGAUCAGUGGCAUAUAAAGUAGAUGAUGAGAAAAGAAAGAAGAAGGCGACGAGAAGUGGUUUCUUUUUUCGGUUUGGUGGAUUCAAGAAGAGAGAACAAGAGAGUGUUGUAGAUAAUUAGAUCUGAUGGUUAUUAUCUUUUUAUAAAUAUUUUAUCAUCUGUUCCUGGUUGUUUCAUUCGUUAUAAUUGGUAACGUAUAGAAGACUAGAGCUUAGUUUUGUAUCUUAGGCGACAUCCGAUAAAAUUUAGCAUUUUGAGAUUCUUGUAUGUAAGAAUUAGAGAAUUAGAGAAAGUUUUUCGAUGAGAUUAUGCUUGAAAUUAUCAAAGAGAAUAAGAUAGAACUGAGAGAGAGAGUUUACGGAAGAAGAAUAAGCUUUAUUCUCAUACUGAUUUAAUUGUUA